AUGGGAUCAACGGGGGAGACACAGAUAACUCCGGUGCAAGUCACCGACAACGAAGCUGCUCUGUUCGCCAUGCAACUAGCCAGCGCCUCCGUUCUUCCUAUGGCUUUGAAAACCGCUUUAGAGCUCGAUCUUCUUGAGAUUAUGGCCAAGAACUCUUCUCAAAUGUCUCCCACUGAGAUCGCUUCUCAUCUUCCGACAAAAAACCCCGAAGCUCCGGUCAUGCUCGACCGUAUCCUCCGUCUCCUUACGUCCUACUCCAUCCUCACCUGCUCCAACCGUACACUUCCAGGCGGCAACGGCGUCGAACGGAUUUACGGGCUUGGUCCGGUUUGCAAGUACUUGACCAAGAACGAAGAUGGAGUUUCGAUUGCUGCUCUAUGUCUCAUGAACCAAGACAAGGUUCUCAUGGAAAGCUGGUACCACUUGAAAGAUGCGAUUCUUGAUGGUGGCAUUCCAUUCAACAAAGCUUAUGGAAUGAGCGCGUUCGAGUACCACGGGACAGACCUUAGAUUCAACACGGUCUUCAACAAAGGAAUGUCUAACCAUUCAACCAUCACCAUGAAGAAAAUUCUCGAGACCUACAAAGGUUUCGAGGCCUUGACCUCUUUGGUUGAUGUUGGUGGUGGCACUGGUGCUACUCUUAAAAUGAUCCUCUCUAAGUACCCGAACCUUAAAGGCAUCAACUUUGAUCUCCCUCACGUCAUCGACGAAGCUACUCCUCAUCCCGGCCUUGAGCAUGUUGGAGGAGAUAUGUUUGUUAGUGUCCCCAAAGCUGAUGCCAUUUUCAUGAAGUGGAUAUGUCACGAUUGGAGCGACGAACACUGUGUGAAGUUCUUGAAGAACUGCUACGAGUCGCUUCCAGAGGAUGGGAAAGUGAUAUUGGCAGAGUGUAUGCUUCCAGAGACACCAGACACAAGCCUCUCGACCAAACAAGUGGUCCAUGUGGAUUGCAUCAUGUUGGCUCACAAUCCUGGAGGCAAAGAACGUACUGAGAAAGAGUUUGAGGCAUUAGCUAAAGCAUCAGGCUUCAAAGGCAUCAAAGUUGUCUGCGACGCCUUUGGUGUUCACAUUAUUGAGUUGCUCAAGAAGCUCUAA
This is a messenger RNA of Microthlaspi erraticum, 1095 nucleotides long. The record is from the annotation of a GenBank genome assembly. NCBI's taxonomy places the organism in Eukaryota, Viridiplantae, Streptophyta, Magnoliopsida, Brassicales, Brassicaceae.